AUGCAUCUUCAUACCCCUCUCUGCUUCACCCCUCUCUCUCAUUUAUCUCAUUAUCUCCCUCUCCCCAUUCUCUCCCCUUACCGCUAUUUAUUUUUGCUUUUUCUUUCUUUUUCAUUUUCAUCUAUUUCCUGUUUUACACUCCAAACAUACAAUUUCUUUCAUUCAUUCUUGCUUUCCUCUCUCUUUUUCGUUCGUACACUCUCGCUUUCUUUCAUUUUAUUUAAAACCCUUUAUUCUCUGUUUUCAUUUCACUCUCCCUAUCAUCUGCUUCUUCCUUCUUUUCUUUUCACUCUCCCUAUCAUCUGCUUCUUCCUUCUUUUCUUUUCACUCUCCCUAUCAUCUGCUUCUUCCUUCUUUUCUUUUCACUCUCCCUAUCAUCUGCUUCUUCCUUCUUUUCUUUUCACUCUCCCUAUCAUCUGCUUCUUCCUUCUUUUCUUUUCACUCUCCCUAUCAUCUUCUUCCUUCUUUUCUUUUCACUCUCCCUAUCAUCUGCUUCUUCCUUCUUUUCUUUUUUAUUCCUUUCACCUCCUUUCUUUUGUAUUUAUUCUCUUUUUUAUUCGGAAUUUUCCGAUGGAAAAAAAAAACUACACCGUAGCCAAUUUCCAUUGGUCCAUUCUUCUAAAAAGCAUUACCCACAAUUCCCCGCGUUACGGACAAUAUUGA
Molecule: messenger RNA, 663 nt
Organism: Acanthosepion pharaonis
Lineage: Eukaryota; Metazoa; Mollusca; Cephalopoda; Sepiida; Sepiidae
Source: the annotation of a GenBank genome assembly